This is a messenger RNA of Aspergillus aculeatus ATCC 16872, 924 nucleotides long. RefSeq lists its product as uncharacterized. The coding region runs from base 1 to 924 and encodes 307 amino acids. NCBI's taxonomy places the organism in Eukaryota, Fungi, Ascomycota, Eurotiomycetes, Eurotiales, Aspergillaceae. The transcript is spliced from 2 exons. The record is from RefSeq and is a predicted model, not a curated record.
AUGCGCAUCCCAUGGUCCCUGCUCACAGCAGCAACGCUGCUCACGCCCAGCGCGUUGGGCACCCGCACCGGCCCCAGCAGUAAAUCCAAGAACAGCACGCAAUACAGCGUCCAAGAGCUCUGGACCCUGGAAAAGACCUUCUGGGACAACUUCCUCUACCCGGCCAACCUGGCGCAGACGAAAGCCAUCAACUCGACCCUCUUCGCCCCCGACAUCCAAGGCCGCGUCGACAUAACCCGAGUCUUCAACGGCUCGACCCUAAACACCGAAUACCUGUUCGGCCUCUUCAGCGACCCGACCCAUUUAAGUCUCGUCGGCGUCCCCGUCUCCUACAGCAUCACGCAAUUCACCGCGGCCCCAAACACAAACCUCGCCUCCGCAACCACAGUGGUAACAUUCAACGCGACCUCCUUCGGCAACCUGCUCCUCCCGGUCACAAUCGACACAUGGAUCAUGUGGAACGCCGCGGGGCAGAUCGAGCAGUACGACGCCACGUUCCGAUGGUUCGGGUUCCUGGUGGACACGCUCGUCGGGGCGCUGGCGCAGCAGAUCAACGGCACGGCGACCGAAGCCACAGCGUACCUGACGCAGCUCCUGGCGAACCAGAUCUGCGAGACGCAUGACAGUUACUGCACGGGCGCGAAUCAGCAGUAUGCUGACAAGGCAACAUGCUAUGCGUUUUUGACGCAGAGCAUCCCCCUGGGGAAGGAUUACGAGCUCGGGAGGAAUACCCUGCUGUGUCGCGAGGUGCACGAGCAUAUGGUGCAGUAUGAUCCCACCGUUCACUGUCCGCAUAUUGGGCCCACGGGGGGAGAGUAUUGUGUCAAUGACCAGACAUACUCGCAAAAGGUGCUGCAGAAGUAUUUCCGGAAGUCGUGGUUGAUCCCCGAGGUGGGCGGGGAGGGGCAGGAUGUUUGGUUGUAG